AUUCUAAGCCGAGAACGUCCGACGGUCCCUUCCUGCUCCCAUUCCCCUCCAUGUUUGCUCGUCAGUCUCUUGCCCGCAUGGCGACCCAGUCGUCGCUGGCUACGACGAGGCCAAAUGCUAGGAACAUGGCCACCCUUCGUGAACUUGAGCUCCGACUCAAGUCCGUCCGCAACAUUGAGAAAAUCACCAAGUCGAUGAAAAUGAUUGCUUCUGCGCGUCUUGCCAAGGCCCAGCGUGCUAUGGUGGCAGCCAAGGACUACGGUGUAGCCAAUGCUGAGGUGUUCGAGCAGUCCAAGGAUGAAGCUCCCACUCCCAAGAAGCUUUUCGUCGUCAUAUCUUCUGAUAAGGGUCUUUGCGGUGGUAUUCACUCUUCAGUUACCAAAGCGACACGUAGAGCCAUAGACAAUCUUCCUGAUUCUCCCCUCGGCGCCACAACGGUCGAGCCCGACUCUUCCAUCAUGAUCAUCGGUGACAAGUCCAAGGCUCAGCUAUCUCGUGCUCUACCCAAGAAUAUUCGUCUUACCUUCAACCAAAUCGGAAGGGAUGUCCCUACCUUUGCCGACGCCUCUGCCGUCGCCGACUUGAUCGCCAAAAGUGGUGUUGAAUAUGAUUCCGUUGUUCUCGUCUACAACAAAUUCGUCUCUGCCAUCUCUUAUGAACCUGCCGCUUUAGAAAUCAAGGGCGGAAAGUCUUUAGCUGAGAGCAGCAAAUUCAAGGCUUAUGAGAUGGAGGAUGAUUUCACCAAAGACCUGGCUCAAUUCUCCCUUGCUAAUGCCAUCUAUGCUCUUCUCGUCGAAGGUCAUGCUUGCGAAAUCAGUGCUCGGCGAAACGCUAUGGACAAUGCUUCGAAGAAUGCAGGAGACAUGAUUGACCGUCUCCAAAUGCAGUUCAACCGUGGUCGCCAAGCCGCCAUUACCAACGAAUUGGUCGAUAUCAUUACUGGUGCAAGUGCUCUGUGAGCGAGCGGGUGGUUUUGCUGUGUUAUGUCAACAGAACUGCAUAGAUACAUUGAUUAUUUUCAAUUGUCGAACCGCAAGAGUAUUGAAUAUCAAAAUGAGAAGAUAAUUCGAAGAACAAGUUGCAACUAAGCUAUCGUGGACUAUGGAUUACUAUACAGAUUGGAACAUCCCUUUCGCUGGGAAG
This is a messenger RNA of Guyanagaster necrorhizus, 1143 nucleotides long. Its product is annotated as ATP synthase F1 gamma. The transcript is spliced from 6 exons. The coding region runs from base 51 to 959 and encodes 302 amino acids. The record is from RefSeq and is a predicted model, not a curated record. Gene Ontology annotation, biological process: proton motive force-driven ATP synthesis. Lineage: Eukaryota; Fungi; Basidiomycota; Agaricomycetes; Agaricales; Physalacriaceae. Gene Ontology annotation, molecular function: proton-transporting ATP synthase activity, rotational mechanism.